Molecule: messenger RNA, 3600 nt
Organism: Lingula anatina
Lineage: Eukaryota; Metazoa; Brachiopoda; Lingulata; Lingulida; Lingulidae
Product: adrenocorticotropic hormone receptor
Biological process (GO): G protein-coupled receptor signaling pathway
Cellular component (GO): plasma membrane
Molecular function (GO): G protein-coupled receptor activity
Source: RefSeq, a predicted model, not a curated record
UGCUCUUUUAAAAAAUGUGACUAAGGUCAGGCCCAUGCCAGUCGUGUUGUUUGAUCAGUUUUACUACUUCAGUGGCAAAUUAACUAGUGAUUACCGUACCUAUAAUAGACACCGGUUACAGGAGGCAACACACAUACCGGUACUAGUAGCUAGCUGCACGUCGUUUUGACAGGAAGGACGGAUCAGUUGAUUACAUUUUUAUCUCAUGGUUAAACAAGAAAAGAGUCUUCACUAACUGUAUGAGUAGGGAACGAAGUAUCAAAAUGACAUUCGAGAUCAUCUACGGACGCAAUUAGCUACUCGUAUCACCCCUGACUGCUUCGACUGAAUGUGGACCAUUAGAUACAACACCGAGCGGUCGUGAAAUUGUUCAGCCGAGCGCGCUUUACUGCGAAAACACCCAAGAAUCGGCUAAUGGCAAACCACGAGAAAAGUUAAUAAUAUUUUCACUAGUAGUGACGUUCGAUACACUGCUUUCGUGUCUUCGUUUCUUCAAUGCCAGCACGACGUCAAUCAUAUCAAAGUAAGAGUGUAUCAAGGUGGAAAUGUAAUCACUAUUUUUAUCACCGCUAACAGCUUUGAAAACGACCUCGCAAUCAUCUGUGGAUUAGCAGCGCUUGUGAAGUUGGGUCAUAUUAAACCGAGAGGGAUCGCUGUUGUGACGUUUCAGUUUCUCAACAAAUGCAACAGUAGAGUGUGCGUAUAAGCGAUGUCCAGUUUAAGUAUGGCUUUACACCGGAAUACGUGCAGCCCAAGUGGACUUCUCCGUUGAUGGACUAAUCGCAGUAUUUGAUAUUGUUAUUUAUGAGGAUAUUAACGGACAAGAUGGAUCGUAGGUAAAUAGAUAAACAUUUCGACUGAAAACAGCGGUGGUGCACCUGUGAACCGUUAUAAUACGAUACCACGCUACUUUCUCCCGCUAUUUGGAAAUAACGACGAGAGAAGCUUUGGACAGGACUUCUGAGGACAUCUUCUUAGAAAUAAACAAUCAAUCACAGCGGACACAAGAAAUUAUAAGGUAGGGGAUAUUGUCACGUUCUACACGAAGUAAGCCGACGCUGGCAACCAAGAAAUGAUGAAGCGAAUUAAUCGUUUUCGGAUUUCCCUUUGAUUAUCGGAAGCAGGGGAGAAUUGUUUCACGUAUUACCCGAGAGAUUAAGAUUUAUUUUAUAGACUACCCAUUAGGAUAACAUCGGAUGACAGAGCCUAGAGAUGACUAGAGGAAUAUAACAUCAAUCAUCGUCAAAAGGGAAGUAACGCGGUGUCCCGCAGGUAAAGCAACCUUAGUUAUGCAUGCCAAUGCUAAAAUGGCUGGACCUAACUCGCGGUUCAACCACACCCUUUCCUACUCCUCCAACGUCGAGGCAAUUCAUCCGUCCAAUUUGAUCCGCAACUUUACCGAUUCUAUCAUAAGUAGAAACAACGGAGGUGCUGCUGCCGACAGGUCGACCGGACUGGAUCUUAACGGGAGUUUAUGGCCGGUGAUGAAUUCCAGUCCGAGUCCCAAUGUCACAUCAGACGACUAUGAAUCCCAGGAGAUUUUCAUAUCAAUCGGAUUGGCCAUUGCUACCCUGGGAUUGAUAGGGAACAUAGUCUCCUUAAUGGCGUUGUCGAAAAUGAGGAGACCCCUAGAGCCUUUACACUUACAUCUCAUCAACCUGGCAGUAUCGGAUUUGGUUGUGGUGGCUCUGACACUGGUAUCCAGUGCAAUUUAUCUAAUGAAUCUAAAAGAAGUGUUUCCCAAAUUUUCAGAAGCAAUGUGUAUCGCCAGGAUAUUUUCCGAGGUGUCCUUCAUUUGCCUGUUAGCUCCACUUUUGGCAACAUCUGGUCUCGUGAUCAACCAGUACCUGGCCGUAACCAGACUUCUGAAAUACAAAUCCACAGUUACCAGAAAAAGAGUUUACCAUUACAUUACGUUCACAUGGGGCUUGACUAUUGCUGUCGGUAUCUUACUUCAUGUCACUGCUGUCGCUUUACAACAGAAUAACCCGCAAGACGACGAAACUCCCUCCAACUUGACUGUAACCCUAUGCAAGGUAUACGAUUCCUCGGACGACGUAUACUAUCAACUAUCGGCAUACACAUAUUCUGUUUUAUUUUUGGCAAUUACAUUGAUUGUGUCAAGUUUUUACUGUAAAACAUGCACUGCUGUUCAAAGGGAAAUGGCCGACGUAGAAGUUAACCGUCGGCACAGUAGUGUAGAACGUAAAGUAAACGUGACUAUAGCAUUGCUGUUUGGAACUAUCAUUCUAUUUUGGCUCCCAGGGAUUGCAGACGGCCUAGUAACUAUUGUAUACUUUAGCAAGAAUCAGCAAUGCACGGCGUGUAUGAUAUUUCACCAAACUACUAAUUUAUGGUUCUUCGCCAACUCUGUGUUUGAUCCCCUAAUAUAUGGCGUUCGCCUGCCCCAGGUGCGCGAGGGGUAUCAUGCGCUAUAUGUGGACACAAUUAAUCGAUUCCUGCCUAAAAAGAAGCGACUGGCGUUCAGUUUUCGGUAUUCUCAAUAUACGCCACACAACACUUCGCUUGCAGCCUCCCAGUCACAUUCACACUAUUACCAGGCGAGAUAGCGGGGGUGCACAGGAAAACUGUUAGCUUUGCUUCAGUCUGCUGACGUGCCAAAUGUUCACAAGAAUGAUAAUCUACGAUACCAGACCCCAGACAUGUGAAAACAGAGGAAAUUAGGACCUGCAGCUUGCAUUAACACUAAACAGAUAAGCCCGUUCUGUGGACAGUCAUCUGUCAUUAAUAGUUAGAAACUUGGGUUUACCCGUAGGUUAAUCAUUGAAGCGCGCCUGAAUUCCGUCUUGUACGAGACAGCUUGCCAAAGGAGACGAUUUUCAACCAAUAUUGGCUUUAAAAUGAAAUAUGACGUUUUCAGCCAAGCGCCGUGGCUUGCGAACAGUCAUGUGUAAUGUACCUUAUGGAUCAAUGGCACCAUUCAUCAUCAAUGAAAUGGUUCAAUGCCAAUGUAAAAAAGAAAAAGAAAAUGGAAAAAUAUUUACGAAAGUGGCUGAGACAUUGAACCGUUUUGAUGAUUGAUAAAACUGCAGUGUUCUCAAAGCAAAUGAUGUUCUGUGAUACAGCAGGUCGAAUUUGAAUUAAAUAAUGUUCAAGUAUUUGCUAAGUUGUAUAGCAGGUUUCACAGUUUAUAAAGGUUAGCUUCCUCAAUGCAUCAAUGUAAGGAAAACAUAUCAGAACUACAUCUAAAGGAGAAAUAAAUAUAAAAGAUGACCUGCAAAUUGCGUUCCACAAAAUGGCAUGUAGGAUAUAUGUUGUAUCUUCCACAUGCUGCCAAAGCUUCAGGUUAAAUGGUAUCGGGAUAGCUCCAACAUCGUUUACUGAAAUCACUGUCAAAAGGAACUCCUCUUUCAGAAUUGAAUAUCGAGCUCUAUAACUUAACACUCCCUUAAUUCGAAAUGAUUUAUUGGUAUGGAUAUAAAAUAUCGAUAAAGAGAUAGACUGAAAAACAGACGUAGAUUAUCUAGUUCAAAUGUUAUGAGAAUAACGGUGCCGUGGCAAUGUCUAUCAAUUAAACCAUAUGCCAGAAAAUAAAAAUAUUAUCCUAUUGUAGAACCCGCGUGAUUUAAAUUUUGAUAU